AUGCAUUUUUUUGGACAUGAGGAAAUCAACCUUCUUGAAGUAUAAUAUUGUGAAUUUAAUCCUCUAAGGCAGCAUAGGAUGGAAAACUAGAAUUUAUAUAGUAAUAAUUAGCAUCAUUGACGUCGAAAUAACUUUAAGAAGCUUGUAAGAAAUCAGAUUAUUAUGGCAGAAAUGCCUUACAUUAUGUAAAGAAAUGUUUUAUAUAGGCUGCAUAUAGAGGACAUUAUGAAGUGGUAGAAUACUUUCUAAAUUUACAGUGUCUAGAUUUGAAUUCAACAGAUAAACAAGGUAAUUUAGGGGUUCUAAUGAUUUGAUAGGGAAUUCUGCCCUAAUGUUAGUUUGUGUGAGAGGAUAUAACCAAGAUUUUGACGAAUCAGUAGAGUAGAAUGAUCAUACAGAAUCAAUUGAUUUAAGAAAAUACAAAAUAGCAAAGUUAUUAUUGUAGAGGGGUGCUACCUUAUAUAAUUAUUUGAAAGAUCAUAUAAACAAUCCAUUACAUUGGGCAUGCUAUUUUGGAGAUUUAAAACUUGCUUAAUUAUUAUUGUAUUAUAAUCCAGAUUUAAGUAAAAUUAACAUAUAUAAAAAUAGUGUUGAGAAAAAAUGAUAGACAUUAAUUUCCAAUUGAUAUUGCAUUGACUAACGGAAAAGAUCCAGAACGGUAAAAAUUGAUAGUAAAAUACUUAAUUGUGAAAUUUUUAGCCCAUUUCUUAAAUAGUGAAUAACAAAUAAUAUAAUUAUAAUAGUUGAAUAAAGAUUUAGAAUUUUGUAAUUAAGAAAUAAUUUAAGAUCAUAGAAUUAAUUGUUAAAAAAUGGAUCGAAAAAUAUAUGAGAGUGUAGGUUUAAACUAUUUAUUUUGGGCUAGUGUUCUUGGAGAUUAGGAUUUAGUGAUUCCUUUUUUAAAAUAAUAAUUUUCUGCUUUUGAACCAUCAUAUAAGGGAAGAAAUGCAGUUCAUGCUGCUACAUACUAAGGACAUGAUAAAUUAGUGUAAUUGUUUUUUGAAUAAAAUUAUUGUGAAAAUAAGAAAAUCUAAUGUAAAAAAUUAAUUAAUCUAAUGACAAUUGAAAAACCUUAAACUGCAUUACAUAUUGCUGUUGAACAAGUAUAUACUAUUUAUUAGAAUUUAGAGACAUGAAAAUAUAGUAAACUACUUGAUUAAGUUAGGAGCAGAUCACAAUUUGUAUAAUUUCAGAAAUUAAGCAGCUUUUGUUUCAUCCAGAUCAACUAGAAUUAAAGAACUUAGAUAAACAUUAUUGAAAACAGAAAAAAAUCUUAUUAGAAGUGGAUACAAAUAUGUAUUGGUUGGAUCUAAUAUGAGUUAAAAUUUAGUCAAAUAAUAACUAAAUAAUAUUAAAGAGAAGGUUACAAUUGGAAAAUUCAAGGCAGUUCCUAUAAAAUCAUAUAAUGAAUCAUGCAUUUAUUAUAUAAUUAAGGUUUAAAAUGAACUAAAGAAUGAAGUUGCUCAUAAAGAGAAAAUGAUGAUUUAUAAUUUCACACAAGGGAUUAUCUGCCCUUUUAAUAAAAAUAAAGCUUAUAUGUAUGAAAACUUUCAUCAUUAUCAUGAUUAAUAGAUCAUUUUAACUUUAUUAUAUGAUGAAUUCAAUUUAGAUUAAUUUAUGCAUGAUUAACUAUUGUUAGACCAUUUCCCAUUACAUGAUGAAGAAGAAAAGAAAUAGUUGUAUAAUUAAUGGAAACUUGAAAAAUGGGAUUUAUUGAAAGAACCUUUAUCAUUAUAUUAAAAUAGAUGUAGAACUCCUAGUGCAAUAAAAGCAUACUUUGGAUCAGAAGGAGGAUUUUUCUUUGUAUUUUUAAGUUUUUUUACAACUUGGUUAUUUUUACCUGCUAUUCCAGGUAUUAUGCUUGGAGUAUAUAUUUAUUCAACAAACAAAUAUGAUACUUUAUUUGUACCAAUAUACACAAUAGCAUUGGCUGUUUGGGCAACUAUAUUUUUUGAAUUUUGGAAGAGGAAAUAGAGUGAAACAAUGUUUCAAUUUGAUAUGCAUGUAGAAACAGAACAAAAGAAAAAAAUAUAAUCAUUUUAAGGUUAAUUUUGGAUAGAUGAUGUUACACAUAAGAUUGAAAUACAAUAUUCAAAGAGAGACAAAUGGAAAUAUUAUAAAACUACAUUUCCAUUAAUACUUUUGGCUAUUAUUAUGAUUGCUGGAGAAUAGAUUGCCUAUCAAUAUAUUAUAUAACUUUAAUAAAGAACCACUAAUUUUACUAUAAUCUGCUCUAUAGGUUUAGGGAUCUCUAUAAAAAUUACUAAUGAGAUAUUUAAUUACUUUGCUAAAUUGUCAUUAAAAUAUGAAAAUCAUCAAUAUUAAAAUGAAUUAGAAGAUGUAUACAUUAUAAAAGUAUUUUCAUUCUCAUUUUUAAACUCUUUUGUUAGACUCUUCUAUAAAUCCAUCAUAGAUCCAGAUGCCGAUGAACUCAAUAUAUUGUCAAUUACACUGACUAUUGUUUGGUCAAUUGUCCAUUUAACAAGAUUUACAAUAAUACCUUUAAUUAAACAUCAAAUAAGAAAUUAUUUUCUAAAUAGUUAAUAUGAAUAAUAUAUGUUAAAAAGUUGGAAAAAAUAGUAUGUUUCAUAAAUUGCAAGUGUAUUAGACAAUAAUACUGAAAUUUAAGUAAAUAAAAGUUUUGAUAGAAGUAGUAUAAGUGGUAAAAGAUUUCUUAAAUCAGUUGAAUAAAAUAGAAUUAUGAUGCCAACACCUAAUCAUGUUGAUCAAUUCACAUAUUUUGUAAUUUUAUUCAUACUAUCUCUAAGAUUAUUCAAUUUUGUAUGGUGACUAUGUUCAGUGCUAGUUCUUAAUUGAUUCCAGUGGCCAUUUUAUUAUUUAAUAUCUUUACUAUUGAUAGUCUUCUAUAUGCUUAUAUAACAUUUGUUAAGAGACCUAUAGCAGAGGCUAAAAGAUCAAUUGGUUUAUGGAAUGACAUUCUAUUAAUUGUUGGAUAUAUUGGAACUGUUAUCAAUUGUUUAACAAUUUAUUAAGCAAAUUAAGAUUAAUUAAACAAUUUGAUUGGAGGAUAAAAUAAUUAAACAAAUAAGGAGACUGUAUUUAUAUAUGAUUAUUAUAGUUUGCACUUCGAAACUUUCUUUUGUUGAUUGCUGCUGAACAUAUAGUUAUUGGAUUGAAAUUUCUAAUUGAAUAAGUUAUACCUGAUGAGCCUGUUUGGGUUACAAAAAUGUUGCAAAGAUAAGAAUAUUUAUAUGAAUAAAUGGUUAAUAAAAACUAUGAUAGUGGUUCUUCAUCUUAAAAAUCCAAGCAUGAUUGA
Paramecium pentaurelia is the source of this 3274-nucleotide messenger RNA. NCBI's taxonomy places the organism in Eukaryota, Ciliophora, Oligohymenophorea, Peniculida, Parameciidae. The record is from the annotation of a GenBank genome assembly.